AGAGCCACUGCUGCGGCCGCCGCCAUUUUAGCGUUUUGUCAGAAGCGUCCGUGCCGCGAGGAGGAGGCCCUGCUGGUUUCCGUGCGGGCUCUUGUCAGGAUGGUGAAGCUGUUCAUCGGAAACCUGCCCCGGGAGGCUACAGAGCAGGAGAUUCGCUCACUCUUCGAGCAGUAUGGGAAGGUGCUGGAAUGUGACAUCAUUAAGAAUUACGGCUUUGUGCACAUAGAAGAUAAAACUGCAGCUGAAGAUGCCAUACGCAACCUGCACCAUUACAAGCUUCAUGGGGUGAACAUCAACGUGGAAGCCAGCAAGAAUAAGAGCAAAACCUCAACAAAGUUGCAUGUGGGCAACAUCAGUCCCACUUGCACCAAUAAGGAGCUUCGAGCCAAGUUUGAGGAGUAUGGUCCGGUCAUCGAAUGUGACAUCGUGAAAGAUUAUGCCUUCGUACACAUGGAGCGGGCAGAGGAUGCAGUGGAGGCCAUCAGGGGCCUUGAUAACACAGAGUUUCAAGGCAAGAUAACCCCUGUGACAGAAGGCUACUGUUGCUGCAACAAAGGGCAUACAUUUUCAAGAACUGCAGUUUAAUUUUGGGGUCCAGGAAAAGCAGAAGAUGCUGAGAUGUCAUAUAUGGCGAACUGCACUAUUCUAAAUGUGUUUUAAUCUUUCACAGUAAACAAGCUUUCAGAAAUGGUCACAAGGGGUAGGAUAUCAAGGAGCAGCCAGUCAUUCACCCAAUUCCAACACACCUACACGUCACACUGUCACAGAGUUAGAGCCACAGUUCCAGUAGUUCCCCUAAUUGAACAAAUCAAAAGAAGAAAUCACUCCUAAAAUUCUCUAAUCCUUCUAUUGAUGAUGGGAACUCCAGACACCAAUGGCUGGGGGAAAAAAAAAGUUAACUCACACCAAGUUCCUCUACUUAUUACAGACAAAGGGCCAAAUCUUGGUCUUGAUCUGUGCCAAUCGACUUCAAAAGUUGUGACGUUCUUGGAUCAGUUCUGCUAGGGUGAGACCCGAAUUUGGAUCCCCAACAGUUCUGGAGUAUUUCAUCCUGGCAGCCUCAUUAACAUCAGGCUCCUGGGACUGCAACCAACUCAGGGUUAUUCAGUCCAUUUGAGGUUCACACCUGGAAGGUAAGUUUCUUUAAAAGUCAUCACUAAAAAGAGGUUAGUUGAACAACCACUGCUUGCAGUCAAAAUUCAUUUUAAAAUGUCCUAGCAAUACCUUUUGAAGACUACAAUAUAUGAAUUUAAUAUUUAACUUUGAAACAUAAGAGAAACAGGUUAUCUGAUAGAUUUAUACCAGCUUACUUCAGAAGCAUAUCCCAUCUCAUGCUAGAUCCAGCUGCAUUAAAAGUAAAAAUUAAUGGCAAACUACAAAUUUUAAGAUCAUUUGCUUCACACAUAAACACAGACUGGCUGCACGGUGGUCUCAAGAGAUCUCAAGACUUGUUUACAUGCAUAUAGGGGUACAACUUAUUACAGGUUCGUAACAUUUGCUUCUCAAUUCACAUAAAAAAGCAAAUUCCUAUGGCUUUGCUUUUUUUUUUUUUUUAUUUUUAUUUUUUGAGAGAGAGAGGAGCCACUCUGUUGCCCAGGCUGGAAUGCAGUGGCUAACUGCAGUCCCUCACUCCUGGGCUCAAGGGAUCCUCCAGCCUCAGCCUCCUGAAUAGUUGGGACUACAGGUGGGAGCCACUGUACACAGCUGCUUUGUUAUCUUCUACAUAAAUACCAAAGGGAUAAGUUAGGAACACCAGAAACUCAGUAGUAACUCACUUUAACCUUGCUUCUGGGGCUCCAAUUCAAGUGAUGCUCAUUUUCAAGGUACAAGAAAAACCAUGAGAAUGUAAAGUUGUCAUAAUGCCAUUUCCACUCAGAUAAAAAGAUUUAUCUAUUUAUAGAUACUCAAAAUUAUUCCUGGCAUUUUAGCACUUUUGGUGCACAUUUCCUGAUGUAGGAAAUAGUAAAAUUUCAGAGCGUAUGGCAUUGGCUUUCACUACCUAUGCAAUUUUCUACACAUCUGAAAAUUACCAGUUUAUCUAACUUAUCUAACUCCUGAAAUGUUCCUCUCUUCAACAACAAAAAACACAAAACAAAAAUUGCUGGAAGAAAUGGGAAGCAUCCAGCUUUAAAUGACAGCAUAACAGGCUAUGAAGAAAUAGGGCUUAAGUGCCCAUAUAGAACAAGAUACUAGUCUAGAUUACUAAUAAGGACUCCAUGGGGCAGAAGAUCAAAACAUUCAACUUUCAAGUAAAUGUCUUAGAAGCAAACAUUUGAAAUUUAUAGGACUUCCUCUGGCAUUUGGUAUGAUAUUCGAAGAGUUUCCUUUGACAAAGGGUAAUGACCCAAGAAGUAGUUUGUUUUUUUGCUUUUGUUUUUUUUUUAAAAAGGAGAGAAGGGUCUCACUCUGUUGCCCAGGCUGGAAUACAGUGGUGUGAUCAUAGCUCACUGUGGCCUCUUUUAACUCCUGGGCUUAAGUGAUCCUUCCAACCUCAGCAUUCUGAGUAGCUGGGAUCACAGGUGCUCCCCAUUACACCCUGCUAAUUUAAUUUUCUUUGUAGAGACAGGGUCUUGCUAUGUUGCCUAGGCUGGUCUUGAACUCCUGGGCUCAAGUGAUCCUCCCGCCUCAGCCUCCCAGUGUCAGGAUUACAGGCGUGAGCCACUGCCUCUGCCCUCAAGUAGCAACUUUAUUAGCAAACUGUAAGCCUAAAUAGUUAAAAUUCUCACUGUGAUAUUAAUUACUAAGCCCUGAACCUAUGCCCUUCAGCUUUACCAUGGCAGUACUUCUGUAGUAGAGCGAGCACGGGUUUCGGAAUCAGGCCCAUAAAAUAUUUCAGUCUUAUCGUAUAGAUGAUAUAUAGAGAGCAUGUAACAAAUGUUAGAUCUCUCAAAUGUUUUUCUGUAACCCAAAUAUACUUACAACUGAUUAAAGAAUGUUCUAUCAAAUUGAA
Molecule: messenger RNA, 2950 nt
Organism: Rhinopithecus roxellana (golden snub-nosed monkey)
Lineage: Eukaryota; Metazoa; Chordata; Mammalia; Primates; Cercopithecidae
Gene: RBM4
Product: RNA binding motif protein 4
Exons: 3
Coding region: 100-585 (161 amino acids)
Biological process (GO): mRNA splicing, via spliceosome
Cellular component (GO): cytosol; nuclear speck
Molecular function (GO): zinc ion binding; mRNA binding
Source: RefSeq, a predicted model, not a curated record